AUGUCUGGUAGCAAGGUGUCCGAGGCAUCUCGCGAACGAGAGACAUUCAAAUAUGAUUCGGUCCUGAUCGCUAACUCAAUCCCCAAUGAUGUCGAAAAUCCCAUUCCCCCCUCUUCUUUGCGGUCAUGCUCGGAUCCCGCAAUGACAGCUUUGGCUCAGGUGGCUCUGUUGAAGCUUGGUGCCUCCCAUGCCAUGGUGUCUUUGUUCGAUUGCCAACACCAGUAUAUCAUCGCAGAGGCAACUCCUUCACUGCGCAUAUCCGCCCAUGCCAGCCCCGCUAGCUCUGGGUCCGACACCCUCUGGCUUUGUGGCACCGCGAUUCCCCGGGACUUUGGGAUCUGCGACAACGUAUUGGUUAAUAUAGAGCAUGAUGACUUGGGACAAGCGUCCCCGUCAUCCGAGCUCCCUAUCAAGGUCAUAAGCGACGUCUCUACUCACGACAAGUUCCGACAUACCUGGUACUGUCAGCAACGACCUGAGCAUCGCUUUUAUGCUGCGGUCCCCAUAAGAACUCGACGUGGAAUCAACAUUGGCAUGUUCUGCAUCCUAGAUAACAAGCCACGAGAGAGUUUAGAUGAAACGUCCAUUCAAGUCAUGCGAGAUACUUCGUGGUCUAUCCUGGGGCAGCUGGAACUGAGUCGAUCUGGGGGUGGUCGCCGCCCUGGAGAACGCAUGGUACGUGGCUUGGGGAGCUAUGUUGAAGGGAAAACCACCAUGUCCGGUUGGCAAUCCAGUUUCGCACAUGACUUUGAUCCUGACACGGGGACGGAAGAAGGCAGCCUCAAUAAAAACCAGCAAAACCUACAAGCCCAGCAAGAACACGCCGCAGAUGUUGCUAGUGGGGAACAGAGUCCAGAUGGUAAUACCUUCGUCCUUGAAAGCCCAUAUCUGGAACGGCCGUCAAGCUCUUUCAACUCGCAGAAAGAGACCCCUCGACCGCUGGAUACAGGGGAGGAGUCGCGACAGCAGCAGCUAAAUAAGAUUUUCUCCAAGGCCGCUAAUAUUAUAAGGGAGUCGAUAGAAGUUGAAGGGGUGGUUUUUCUAGAUGCAGGCAUCGGUUCUUUUGCGGGCAAGGUCCGGUCUGGCUCUAUACGACGUGAAUCGCAGACACAAGGACGCUCCUCGUCAUCGUCAUCUUCGCCUUCUUCCUCGACCGACCGAGGCCAUGCUUCGAUCUCUUCCCCCGUGGGCUCCGGGGAUCCCCAAAUGAAGGGAGCCAUAUGCCCUGUGCUCGGAUUCUCAACUUCCAUGUCCUCCAGCAUCAACGGCGAACCACCUUCAGCGCGCAGUCGAAGUAUCCCCGAACGACAGCUCCAAAAACUACUUCGCCGUUAUCCAAAAGGCAAAAUUUUUAACUUCGAUAGUCAGGGAGUCAUGGCCUCGAGCGAUACAACUAGUGAAGAUUCAGCGAUGGCCGCUUUCCAAGCUCGAAAGGUCCAAGAUCUGCAAGAAGAACAAAGCGGCACAACCCGAAAAUCUAGGAAAGUAAACGAUCCAUAUUCGCGACGAAAUGAAGGCCUGGCCAUCCGUGAUCUCUUUCCUGGUGCACGCAGCGUCGCGUUCCUACCACUCUGGGACUCUCAUCGGCAGCGCUGGUUCUCUGGGUGUUUUGUUUAUACCAUGACUCCGACUCGUAUCUUCACUGUUCGUGGGGAACUUAGCUUUUUGACAGCCUUCAAUACAGUGGUCAUGGCUGACGUGAUCAUAAUGGAAAGCGCUAUUGUUUCCAUGGCUACAACCUCUCUGCUUAGUUCGCUUUCGCAUGAGCUCCGAUCGCCACUUCACGGCAUCGUGCUAUGCGCGGAGCUUUUGCGUGACACCUCCCUGGACGUUUUCCAAGGAGACUUACUACGCUCACUUGAGGUCUGCGGCCGAACACUGUUGGACACCAUUAACCACCUGCUUGAUUGGACGGGAAUCAAUAACUUUGUCAAGGGGCCUCAUGAGCAAAAGUCCAACUUGGGCCAUGAUCCGGGUCGAGGGUCUCAAUCUGGUCGAAAAAGAUCACCACUUGACGGUAUGCUGCAUCUUACUUCAAAUGUAGAUGUCGAUAUGCUGGUGGAGGACGUCGUUGAAUGCAUUCAUGCAGGUCAUACCUACCAGCAACAAUCUGCGUCGCUUGUUCGCAGCCACAAUUCCGGCGAAGAUGACAAUCGUGAUCCUUACGUCCGACUUGAUGGUAUGGACAUUGCGGAUGACAUAAAGGUAGGGGAACAUAAGAUAAGCAGCGGUGUCGGACCUGGUACGGUUCUCGUGAUCUUAGAUGUUGAUCCGGCUGUAGACUGGGCGUUUCAUGUCGAGUCGGGUGCUCUACGACGAAUAAUCAUGAAUCUUUGUGGAAACUCCUUGAAGUACACCACUGAUGGAUUUGUUAAAGUCGUCGCGUACCAAGACCCUCCAAGUCAAGGAAGGCCGAGAGAAAGAGUUGUUCAUAUUGAUGUGAUCGACACUGGAGCUGGCAUCGGACAAGAUUAUCUAUCCCAUCGCGUAUUCUCACCGUUUGCCCAAGAGAAUAUUCACGCUUCAGGCGCCGGGCUUGGGCUCAGCCUUGUUCGGAAGUUUGUGAGAGCACUCGGUGGUUCCAUACAGAUCCAAAGCAAGUUAGGUAAAGGAACCCGUGUUGCUGUGAAGCUUCCGCUACAGCUUGCCAGCCUCGAGUCAACUGAAACAGCUUCUGACCGGGAUGAAUUCGAUUCUCAGGCUAUAGAGCUGUCAGGCCUACGUGUAUGUAUCAGUGGCUUUUUAUCUUCCGGAAGCAGUUCGACCAACCAACGCUGGACUCCAGGGGAGUUCGAUGAACACUCUCUACUAGAGAAGGUCUGUCGCAACUGGUUGAAGAUGCAAAUUGUCGGCACCUCUAGCAACACCACCUUUCUUCCCGACCUUAUUCUCUGCGACGAGUAUCAUCUCGAAUCAAUAGCAAAUCAGCCCAGAGAUGAGUUGUCGUCCCCAGUGGUCGUGGUGUGUCGUAGCGCUGCAGUUGCUCGACAGCUUGACCAAUCCCAUAGGUCACGCCGAAAGGUCAACUGGGGACUAUUUAGUUUUAUAUCGCGCCCUGUUGGCCCAAGGAAACUUGCCAAGGCCUUUGUUCUUUGCUUCCGGCGCUGGACCAAGUUACAAUCAACCGCUGCUGACCGUGCGAGCGUCUCAACAAUAUUCGAUCUACCAACGUUUGAGCCGGAGUCGGCUCAAGGAAGACCUGGUGUUAAGAGUGGUGGCUACUUCGAAAUUGCUCCACCACUGUCCCCUAAAAAGAAAAGGGCGCGGUCAGAUGAUGUUGAUGGGCGGACUCCGUGGCCAGAAGCGCCAACAGUACGAUCAACGCUUCCGACUCAACCACAAAAGUCCGAAUUCCUUCUUGUUGAAGACAAUGUAAUCAACAUGAAGAUACUGCAGACAUAUAUGAAGAAACUAGGACUGGGGUAUGAUACAGCAUCCAAUGGUCUUCUAGCCUUGGAAUCUUACAAAGCCCAAGAAGGGUGUUACAAAUGCAUUUUGAUGGACAUUUCGAUGCCGGUCAUGGACGGGUUCGAAGCUACGCGGCUGAUUCGUGGGUUUGAGAAAGAUUCGAAUUUGCCCCGAAGCCAAAUAGUAGCUAUCUCUGGCCUCGCGUCAAAGGAUGCACAGGAGGAUGCAUUUGCCAAUGGACUGGAUUUGUUUCUUUCUAAGCCAGUGCAGCUCAAGGAGCUCAGUCGAAUACUCAAGAACCGGAAACUCAUUUGA
Messenger RNA from Fusarium sp. VM40, 3723 nucleotides. NCBI's taxonomy places the organism in Eukaryota, Fungi, Ascomycota, Sordariomycetes, Hypocreales, Nectriaceae. The record is from the annotation of a GenBank genome assembly.